Molecule: messenger RNA, 872 nt
Organism: Xylaria bambusicola
Lineage: Eukaryota; Fungi; Ascomycota; Sordariomycetes; Xylariales; Xylariaceae
Exons: 2
Coding region: 85-660 (191 amino acids)
Source: RefSeq, a predicted model, not a curated record
AAUCACUCGAGCACCCAAUUAUAUCCUCUCUUAAAUCCUACAUUCCUCCAUCGAAGUCUUCCAGACAUAAGUAGAUUCAUCAAGAUGCGCAACUUCGCCAGCGCCCUCAUUGCCUCAUUGCCUUUCACUAUUGCGGCCCCCUAUGGUUUAAGCCCGCGCGACACCACGCCGGGCUGCACGGCGAUAUCGUUCGGCGAUUUUGCAUGGACCAUCGAGGACUUCACUUACCAUGCCGGAUAUACCUUUUCCACUCCCGCUCAUCAGAUUUCCUCGGGCACCGUGGCCUUUAACAUAACGAACCCGGCAGUCUCCGAAAAGGUGUCGUGUACAGCUUACAGCACAUGGCUGACUGACUUCUUCUACGGAAACAUCAACUACGACUGCGAGGUGCCUGAGGGGUCGGGGGUCGGCACGUCUUUCUCUUUCAGCCGGCCCAUGAACCAGCUCAAAGUCAACCAAACCUGGACCUGCAGUGACGAAGAUCCGCAGUAUCCGAUCACUUUCGCCGGCUACGGCACAGCUAACUUGACACUGGACUGCAAGGAGACCUACUAUCAGAAUCCCAACUGGACAUUAGGCCAGAUAUAUUCUGUCCGUGACAUUUCCUGCCAGCCCGUCACUCUUCCUCUCACCCCUCAUUCUAAGACUGCCGUCGCUUAGAGAGGUUUGAGCCCGAUAAUUGCGGCCUUUAUAUUAAUGAGACAUGAUGAUUGGAUUCGGCUUGGGUACUAUAUGAGAAUAAUGAUUAAUGGACUUCAAUAAUUUUGAAUUUUGGCAAAAAUUUCAAUUCUUUAAUAGAAGAAUCGAAUUUCUAGACACCCGUUUAAGAGAAUUGCGAAGGACUUUCCCAUUGCCCCGACUAUGAGUGAGCU